CGGGUGCCGCGGCGGGCGGCGCCUCAGUCGGUGCGGGGCGGGCGGAGGCGGCGGGUGGGGAGCGAAGCGGCAGGAGGCGGCGGCGGAGCGUGAUGGGCGCCUGACGCCCGGCCCGUCCCGCCGCCGAGGGACGAUGGCGCAGCCCCGCGGCGGGCGGUGGCUGCUGGGUGUCCUGCUGGCCCUGUGCCGCCUCGCCGCGCCGCUCGCCAAGAGCCUGGAGCCGGUGUCGUGGAGCUCCGCGAACCCCAAGUUCAUGACUGGGAAGGGGCUGGUCAUCUACCCAGAGAUCGGGGAUAAACUGGACAUUAUCUGCCCCAAGGCAGAGCCGUCCAGGCCUUAUGAGUACUACAAGCUGUACCUGGUGAGGAAGGAGCAGGCAGAUGCCUGCAGCACUGUCAUGGACCCCAACGUGCUGGUGACGUGCAACCGGCCCGAGCAGGAGAUCCGCUUCACCAUCAAGUUCCAGGAGUUCAGCCCCAACUACAUGGGCCUGGAAUUCAAGCGGCAGCAGGAUUACUUCAUCACAUCCACUUCCAACGGCACGCUGGAUGGCCUGGAGAACCGGGAAGGAGGGGUCUGCCAGACACGCUCCAUGAAGAUCGUCAUGAAAGUGGGGCAAGAUCCAAAUGCAGUGAUCCCAGAGCAGCUGACAACUAGUCGGCCGAGCAAGGAGUCGGAUGACACUGUGAAGGUCAUCACGCAGAGCCCACGCAGCAAGGUCCCAGCAGUGGAGGAGCCCGGCAAGCCAGGCUCUGUCAACCAGGACGGCCAGGAGACCCAAGGUCCCAGCGAUGGUUUCCUGAGCUCCAAGGUGGCUGUGUUCGCGGCCAUCGGUGCCGGCUGCGUCAUCUUCAUCCUCAUCAUCAUCUUCCUCGUUGUGCUCCUGAUCAAGAUCCGCAAGCGGCACCGGAAGCACACGCAGCAGCGAACCGCGGCCUUGUCCCUCAGCACCUUGGCCAGCCCCAAAUGCAGCGGGAACGCGGGCUCGGAGCCCAGCGACAUCAUCAUCCCCCUACGGACUACAGAGAACAACUACUGCCCACACUACGAGAAGGUGAGCGGGGACUACGGGCACCCCGUCUACAUUGUCCAGGAGAUGCCCCCGCAGAGCCCAGCCAACAUUUACUACAAGGUGUGAGGAGCAGCCUGGGAACGGCCGAUGCAGCAGCGCGGGAGCACCGGGCGCGGGGCUGGUGCCGCAGGGAGGAAGCGAAACACCCCCCUCGGCACGGCACAGCCAGCGCCGGGAGCGGCGCCGGGGAGCGGAGGGCUCAACGCUCACGUGCUGAUUCUCCCCUUUGUAUUUAGUUUUGUAGUUCUCAGCUUUUGUAAUCCCAAGACUCUUGAGGGUGAGCCUUCAGCCUCCUCCUCUUCUUCUCCAGACUGUGGCCGGCCGUGGGGGGCGGGCGCCGUGCCUUUCCGCGCUCGGGACACCACUGGCAAACCCAGAGACUCCACCUCCCCUUUGUGGUUUGGGAUUUCCCCUCGUCACCCCUCUGGCCCCACAGGAAGUGCCCCGCCAGCACCGCGGGGUCCUGGAGCCUGGAGCAACACUGGGGCCUCGGUCCCAGAAGCAGCAAGCACACAGGGGGAUGAGGAGGAGGAUGCUUUGCCAAGGUGCCAAGAUGCAGACAACUGUGCAGGGAGGAAGCUGGCAAA
Messenger RNA from Prinia subflava (tawny-flanked prinia), 1659 nucleotides. It is a transcript of the gene EFNB1, whose product is annotated as ephrin B1. Gene Ontology annotation, biological process: axon guidance; ephrin receptor signaling pathway. Lineage: Eukaryota; Metazoa; Chordata; Aves; Passeriformes; Cisticolidae. The record is from RefSeq and is a predicted model, not a curated record. Gene Ontology annotation, molecular function: ephrin receptor binding. Gene Ontology annotation, cellular component: plasma membrane. The transcript is spliced from 5 exons. Bases 134 to 1138 code for a protein of 334 amino acids.